Diospyros lotus (date-plum) is the source of this 1603-nucleotide messenger RNA. RefSeq names its product mannan endo-1,4-beta-mannosidase 1-like. Gene Ontology annotation, molecular function: hydrolase activity, hydrolyzing O-glycosyl compounds. The coding region runs from base 163 to 1389 and encodes 408 amino acids. The record is from RefSeq and is a predicted model, not a curated record. The transcript has 5 exons. NCBI's taxonomy places the organism in Eukaryota, Viridiplantae, Streptophyta, Magnoliopsida, Ericales, Ebenaceae.
UAGAUUCGUUGCAAGUUUUUCUAUAUUUAGUAAAUUUUCUCAUGUUCCAGUCCCUUAUAAAUACUGAGCCAUCCGAAUUCAAACUCCAUAUUGCCUACCCCAUUCCUUGGAUGCUCUUCUAAGUCUUCUUGCAGAGCAGUAUUCUUCCUCCCCAAUAAUCCAAUGGCCAGUGUAAUUUGCAAACUCGACCGUAGUUUGGGGUCUAUUGCGAUCGUCCUUCUUAUUGGCCUAGUUUGUGAAGCUAGGUUGAUUCCAACGAACAAUGGAGGGUUCAUUGGAACCAAGGGAACCGAUUUUGUUCUCAAUGGGUCACCUUUUUACUUUAAUGGGUUCAAUGCCUACUGGAUGAUGCAUGUUGCCGCUCAAUCCUCAGAGAGGAGCAAAGUCACACAAGUCUUCCAUGACGCCGCAGCCGCCGGUCUUACUAUAUGCCGGACUUGGGCUUUCAGUGAUGGUGGUGAUCAAGCUCUGCAGAUAUCACCCGGUGUUUAUGAUGAACCUGUCUUUCAGGCACUUGAUUUUGUUAUUUCUGAAGCACAAAAGUAUAGGAUCCGAUUGAUUUUGAGUUUUAUUAACAAUUACAAUGACUUUGGAGGGCGAGAACAAUAUGUUCAGUGGGCUCAAAAUGCAGGAAUCCAAAUUAACAAUGAAGAUGAUUUUUACACACAUCCUAUUUUAAAAGGAUAUUACAAGAAUCAUGUGAAGAGAGUUAUAACUAGGUUAAAUACUAUAACAAAAACUAUUUAUCGAGAUGAUCCAACUAUCAUGGCAUGGGAACUCAUAAAUGAGCCUCGUUCCAAGAGCGAUUACUCAGGAAAGACAAUUAAUGAUUGGGUUGGGGAGAUGGCAGCAUAUGUAAAGUCUAUUGACAACAAACACUUAUUGGAAGUUGGAAUGGAAGGCUUCUAUGGUGACUCCAUGCCUGAUAGGAAGCAAUUUAAUCCUGGUUAUCAAGUGGGCACCGAUUUCAUUACUAACAAUCUUAUCAGUGACAUAGAUUUCUCUACUAUACAUGCAUAUCCCGAUAUAUGGUUGUCGGGGCAAAAUGAUGAGUCGCAAAUGGCAUUCAUGGACAAAUGGGUGGAAAGUCAUUGGACAGACUCUAGAACAAUAUUAAAAAAGCCAAUGGUGAUCGCAGAGUUUGGCAAGUCUAGUAAAGAUCCUGGAUAUAGUAUCCAUGGAAGAGACUCAUACAUGAACACUGUGUAUGGGACCAUUGAUAACUUAGCCAAGAAAGGCGGGACGAUCAGCGGGACCCUAGUUUGGCAACUCAUGGCAUCGGGAAUGGAACCAUAUCAUGAUGGGUAUGAAAUAAUUCUAUCAGAAAAUCUCUCCACCGAAGAAGUCAUUUCUAGACAGUCUAAUCAGAUGGCCGGCUUGUCUCAUUAAAUUUGAUGGUGACGAUGAAGAGGGCAACAAAUUCUUGAGCCAAGCCAAUGGUUUGAGUGAUCCUGAUUCACAAGGAAAAAGAAAGCCAUGAUCCGAGUGCCUUAACGUAUAAGCUUGAUUCAGUGAUAUCAUAAUUAAUCAUCCUUUGUCGCUUUAUGUAACCAGUUCGGAUUUUCAUGUCCCUAAUGCAUUUAAUCAGUAUCUGUUUCUAGCC